AUGGACACCGACGCCAUUGAGCAAGACCUGUUCUGGCAGGGCCUUGGCUCCCCGCCGCAGCUGCUCGACACUGACGACGCGUUGGUGCCGGACCUGUUGGCGCUCCUGAGCGCCGACACCACGUUGGACAACGCCGCCGCCUGCGACGCCGACACGCCGCAGCUGUCUGCGCCAUUCCUCGUGCGCGCCACCUCGGACCACUCCACCGACGGCAGCGCCCACAUGGGCGGCGAUUGCGUCCGCAGCAGCAGUAGCGCAGCAGCAACAGCAGAGUCCAAAGCCAGCGCCGGCGCCGACGCCUGCGCCCCUGUCGCGGCAGCCUCGUGCUUCUUCCAUCACAACGCGGUCGUCACCACCACCCACGCGGCGCUGGCGCCACAGCUGAGCGCGCCCGUCUUUGGCUCCUGUGUGCUGCCGCCAGUAGUGGCACUGCCACUGGUGCUCACACCGCACAUCGGGCAGCAGCAGCUUCCAAUCCCGUGUGGAGACAUCAAGCAGCCGCAGCAGCAGCAGCAGCAGCAGCAGCUUUGCCAGCCAGCAGCCUCGCCAUCGGAGAGCAGCGACCUCACGCACAUCUCGGCUGGCGGCUCCGCCGCGGAUGGCUUGGCGUCCCCCACCGCGUCGCUCGCAGCCGCCCCCAUCCCCGUGCCGGCCUCCACCGGGGCCAAGCGCAAGCAGCAGCCCGCGGCCCGCGCGGCGCCCGCCGCCAAGGCCGCCAAGCGGCGCGCCUCCGCCGCGGCCCCCAGCGCGGCCGCCGCGGAGAACGACAGCGACGCGGACACGAGCAGCGACGACGACGAGGACGAUGGCGGCAGCGAGCAGCAGCCCCUGACUAAGGCGCAGCUGGCGGCGCUGCGCCGCCGCGCGCCGGAGGUCAACUGGCGCGCCAUAUCCGACCCCGCAGAGCGCCGCCGCCAGCGGCGGCUGGCGAAAAACCGCGUGACCGCUGCGCGCAGUCGCGAGCGGAAGAAGGAGCAGUGGGCCGAGACGGCGGCGCGGCUGGCGGCGCUGGAGCAGGAGAACGCGGCGCUGCGCGCGCAGCUGCGCGGCCUGUCCGAGGAGAAUGCCGGCCUCAAGGCGCGGCUCGCUAGCCCCUAUAGGGGCGCGGGCCCCGCCGACAUCCCCUCUGCCGCCCCCUGCGGCGCGUCCAGGAGCUACCCCGAGCCUGCCGUGCUCGCGUGCUUAGCUAUAAUGCACUUGGUGGUGCUCCUGGCCGCGCCGUCCGGGCGCGCAGGGUGUGAGGGACUGGGCAUGAUCCGUCGGGCGGGCCGCGCGGCUGCCGCGUGCAGCGGCCGCGUGCUUACCAGCUCUGGUUUCGCCAGGAGCCGCGGCAGCGACGGCGGCGGUGUGGCGGUGGCGGCGAAGGGCGAACCUCAGCAAGGCGGGGGCCCCUGGUGGGGAACUUUGCCGCAUGGCGCACGGCCGGCACUGCCACACCAGCAGCAGCAGGGGCAGCAGCAGCAGGGGCAGCAGCAGCAGGGGCAGCAAGGGCAGCAGGGGCCGCGCAUGUUCGCUGGCGGCCGGCGCCCCACGCCUUGGGCGACGGGUUUCAGCAACGACGAGGAAAGAGAGCUCCUUUGGGCCGGGUACUCGGACCUGUCCGAGCAGCUGAGCCAGGCCCACUCCCACAACAAGACCCUGCAGGCGGAGCUCGAGUCGCUGCACGCGGCAGUCCAGCGCCUGCAGCAGCGCCAGUCCCCGGACUCCGACAACCAGCAGCGCAACGCCGCGCGCGCGGCCGCGGGGCCGUGGCAGGCGGCGUCCUUCCUGCUGCUGUUCCUGAUGGUCAUAAACAUUGCAGGGGCGAUCGCGUCGUUCCAGCUCGCGGCCUCGUCUUUCACAUGCUUCGGUUGGGGCGCGAAGCAGCAGGUGGCAAAAGGCCUGCUUGUGCGGCCGAUGAUGGAGCUGGUGUCGUCCGCCGUGCCGGCCGCAAACUCGAUAGUCGUGAUCGUGUUCUGCAUCCAGGCGAUCAAGGCGGCCUGGAUGUGCCUGGCGUUUUAG
Monoraphidium neglectum is the source of this 2001-nucleotide messenger RNA. RefSeq lists its product as hypothetical. The transcript has 3 exons. Bases 1 to 2001 code for a protein of 666 amino acids. Gene Ontology annotation, biological process: regulation of transcription by RNA polymerase II. Lineage: Eukaryota; Viridiplantae; Chlorophyta; Chlorophyceae; Sphaeropleales; Selenastraceae. The record is from RefSeq and is a predicted model, not a curated record. Gene Ontology annotation, molecular function: DNA-binding transcription factor activity, RNA polymerase II-specific; RNA polymerase II cis-regulatory region sequence-specific DNA binding.